Bactrocera neohumeralis is the source of this 1857-nucleotide messenger RNA. RefSeq names its product bromodomain-containing protein 4. Bases 1 to 1857 code for a protein of 618 amino acids. The record is from RefSeq and is a predicted model, not a curated record. NCBI's taxonomy places the organism in Eukaryota, Metazoa, Arthropoda, Insecta, Diptera, Tephritidae. The transcript has 3 exons.
AUGUGUAACUACUCAAGGUCUACUUGUUUCCAACGCGUGAAUAUAAAAAGCAAGUGCUCGUUAGUGAAUUGCAAUCACAAUCGAAUCGGCAAUUUAGCAGCGCGCUUCGCCAAAACAGCACCGCAACAAACGCACACAAACACGCACGCACUCAUAGACGCACGCACAGACUCACCGACGCACUUUACACCAAACAAGCAGCGCAGAGGCAAUAAUAACAAGAAACAGCGCAAGAAUGAAAAUACCGUUUCUAAUUUAUCAACGCACAUUUGGAAUUCCACACAGCGUUUUCUCACUUUGACGCUUGUCGCAUGUGCGACUUUAGGCGCUGUCAGCGCAGAUGUCUCACACUUGGCCAAACACUACAUACCACCAAGAAUGAUGAUGCCACCUGUUGUGGGCGGCAGCGCAGCGCACAUGAGCCCGAGUAACGGUAUGCGCUUAACUCACCGCGGGGAGCACACUGUCACCACGAUUGAGAAGCAGGAAUUGCGCGAGUUGCCGACACAAACGGAAUAUCUGCGACCGGGACAGAUGCCUUAUGGCAUCGGUGGCAACAUGGAAAACCACCAUGGACCAAGUGACAUGCGCGCAGCUGAACAUAGUGUCGAGAAACCGCUGGCGAUGAUGAUGCCAAGAGAAUUGUUGCCACCACCACCACCACCACCGGCACCAACAGCAACCGAACCAAUCAAACAAGAACAGAUGGCAACUGUUGCACCUAGUAAACAGUAUUUGGCGCCUGUGAUGAGCGAAAUGAACGAAGGACAGAUGAGGCAACAUAAUGGUGAUAUGCCAUCAAAGCAGUACUUGGCACCAGCAAUGAUGGAAGUGCAACAACAAAGGCAAGUAAGUGCGACAAAUAUGCCCAGCAGACAGUAUUUGGCGCCAAUGGUGAAAGAUCAAAAGCAAGAGCAGACAGAGCAACAACCCCAACAGCAACAGCCACAACCCCAGCAACACCAACAAGCUCAGCAACAGCAACAACCAACACCAGCAGCACCAUCGCGCCAAUAUCUAACACCAAUGCUGAUGCAAAUGCGAGACCAAAUGCAUGAAAUGCCAGCAAUGAAUGCACCAAGCAGGCAAUACUUGGCGCCAGCACCAGCAAUGCCAGCCAGCAACGAACAACAUUUGCAACAGCAAUCAGCGCCAGCACCACAGUACUUGCCACCACAACAACCGAUGCACGAAAUGCCCGUCAAUCAAUAUUCAGCGCCACAUUCAAGCGACAGCCACGCCAUGACAAUGCAGCAGCUGAUGGAGCAACAAAAUCAGAUGGCACCACAAGCAACACAAUCACCAGCCACCCACUACUUGCCACCCGCAAUGCAAAUGCAACGCGAGUUAGCCGCACCACCAAUGCCGGUGGCGCCACCAAUGCAGCCAUCGCGUGAAUAUCUCAGUCCCUUCGGCGAAGCUGAAAACGUUGCCGAAGCUGCGCAAGAAGUCGCCGAAAUGUUCGAUGACCAGUCGGCACAACAACCGAUGCCACCACCGGCAGCCGAGGGUGAGGAGGAGCCCGCUAACUACUAUCUUCCGCCACAGUCCGUGGACGCGCAGUCAAUCAACUAUCAGCAUUACGGCGCGCCAUCACAGUCGGAACCCUUGGCACCUGUUGAUUUUGUGCGUCAACAUCAACAGUUGAUGACGCAAUACAAUGGUGUACCCGAUGCACCAGUAUCUUUCGCUCAGUUUCAAUCGAUAAACAGCGCCGAACCCACUCUACAAACGGUGGCUGAGCCUACACCUGCACAUUACUUAGCCGAUGAUGGUUAUCAUUAUCGCGAUGGCGGCAAUAGUAAUGUACUCAGCAACGGUAAUGACGAUGCACGCCGCUUUCGUGUGAGACACUGA